Molecule: messenger RNA, 3232 nt
Organism: Pleuronectes platessa (European plaice)
Lineage: Eukaryota; Metazoa; Chordata; Actinopteri; Pleuronectiformes; Pleuronectidae
Gene: p4ha2
Product: procollagen-proline, 2-oxoglutarate 4-dioxygenase (proline 4-hydroxylase), alpha polypeptide 2
Exons: 16
Coding region: 184-2013 (609 amino acids)
Biological process (GO): peptidyl-proline hydroxylation to 4-hydroxy-L-proline
Cellular component (GO): endoplasmic reticulum
Molecular function (GO): protein binding; procollagen-proline 4-dioxygenase activity; L-ascorbic acid binding
Source: RefSeq, a predicted model, not a curated record
AACGUUGCCAUGUUCAACGUGUUAUUAGCCGUAAUGUCCUCUGAUAGCCUCGUCUGGAGCCACGUCCACAUUCGCCGCCCACACGGCAUGCAAGCUCUUUCCCAAGGGUUCGCGGUAGUAGCAUCUCUACCUCCGGCAGUGGACUUUUAGGGUGUUAGUGACACUGCGUUGAGUUGAAUAUGAAUGUCGGGGCUUGCGGACACUUGGAUGACACCACAGGAGCAGUAUGGACGCAUGUUGUGUUUUGGAUUUGGCUGUUACACUGUAACACCCCUGAGACUCCUACACGACUCAACCACUCGCCCGUCCAGUGGCACAGGGGUUAUUGAAAAAGACAGAAUGAUGAAAUCCUUGUGUUUCAUCUCCUGGACUCUGCUCUGCUUCUGCUGCUGGACCACACAGGCAGAGGUCUUCACAUCCAUAGGCCAGAUGACAGACCUGAUCCACACAGAGAAGGAGCUGGUCCAGUCUUUGAGGGAGUACAUAAAAGCAGAGGAGUCCAAGCUGGCUGAAGUCAAAAGUUGGGCCAAAAAACUGGACGCUCUGACCCGAGUGUCCACCUCAGACCCAGAGGGCUACCUGGCCCACCCGGUGAACGCCUACAAACUGAUGAAGAGGCUCAACACGGAGUGGUCUGAGCUGGAGAGCCUGGUGUUGCAGAACCCCUCUGAUGGGUUCAUUUCCAACAUGUCCAUACACAGACAAUACUUCCCCGAUGAGGAGGAUGAGACGGGUGCAGCCAAGGCAUUGAUGCGUCUUCAGGACACGUAUCAACUGGAUUCUGAGACCUUCUCAAGAGGAAAGCUGCCAGGAAUGCACUCCAGUGCCCUUCUGACGGUGGAUGACUGCUACGACAUGGGGAAAACUGCCUAUAACGACGCCGACUAUUAUCACGCUGUGCUGUGGAUGCAGCAGUCCUUGAAGCAGCUGGAUUCCGGUGAGGAAGCUGUGGUCUCCAAGGCGGACAUUUUGGACUACCUCAGCUACUCUGUCUACCAAAUGGGAGACCUGCCUCGAGCCAUCGAGCUGACCCGCCGCCUGGUGGCUAAUGACGCCAAACACCAGAGGGCAGGAGGAAACCUCCGUUAUUUUGAGCGGUUACUGGCCCAGCAGCGGAAUGAGUUGAACCAGGACUACCAGCCAGCCUCUGAGGAGCCGAUCCAGCUUGGAACCUACACUAGACCCAAAGACCAUCUACCAGAGAGGGAGAUCUAUGAGGCGCUCUGCAGAGGAGAGGGGCUCCAAAUGAACGAAGCGAAGCGGAGCCGUUUGUUCUGUCGCUACCACGACGGGAAGCAAAACCCUCGUCUCCUGUUGAAGCCCAUGAAGGAGGAGGAUGAGUGGGACAGCCCCCACAUCGUACGCUACCUGAACGUCCUGUCAGACCAAGAGAUUGCAAAGAUUAAGGAGCUGUCUAAACCCAGGCUUGCCAGAGCUACCGUUCGUGAUCCCAAAACAGGAGUCCUGACCACAGCCAACUACAGAGUAUCAAAAAGUGCAUGGUUGGAAGAAGAGGACGAUCCUGUUAUUUCCAGAGUCAAUCAGAGAAUAGAAGACAUCACAGGCCUCGAAGUCGACACUGCAGAGCUACUUCAGGUUGCAAACUAUGGAGUUGGAGGACAGUACGAGCCACAUUAUGACUUCUCAAGGCGUCCUUUUGACAGCCAACUCAAGGUCGAUGGAAAUAGACUUGCUACGUUCCUAAACUACAAAGAUGAGCCUGAUGCUUUCAAAAGAUUAGGCACGGGAAAUCGCGUGGCGACUUUUUUGAACUACAUGAGUGAUGUUGAGGCGGGAGGUGCUACGGUCUUCCCUGACUUUGGAGCAGCAAUCGUGCCGAGAAAGGGAACAGCAGUGUUCUGGUAUAAUCUGUUCAAGAGCGGAGAGGGAGACUACAGGACCCGGCAUGCAGCCUGUCCUGUCUUAGUAGGAAGUAAAUGGGUGUCAAACAAGUGGAUUCACGAGCGAGGACAAGAGUUCAGGAGACCCUGCGGCCUCAGAGAAGUCGACUGAAGUUUGAUGAACAAACAACAUGCACGUACUGUACGUGCUCCCUGUUGUCUUAUUUCUAUUUUAUAAAUGCAACUCUGACAAGUUUUUACAAACCGUACGUAAGUGUUCGCUCCCUCAACUUCUCUCCAUAAUUGACAAAUGUUUUAUGACACUGGAAUGCGAGAUCUGGCUGGAUGAUAUCCUUUCUUUUUCUUUUCUUACCAGAAGCUGUGGGGCUCAGUUCUGAGUUGUGCAUCUGCCACAUGACCCAUAUGAUAAAAUAAGUGAAUAAAGAUCAAACAAAAAAAGUAAAUAAUAUAUGUUAUUGUAGUUCGGAGUAACUUUCAAAUAUAAAAACCACAAAACUGUAUCAGUUCAAUCUUGGUUUUAUGUAUGAAUGAAUAGUAUCUAAUUCAAAUCCAAAAUGAAAUCUGAAAGUGUCCAACCUCAAAUCUUUCCAUUGAUGCCAGAAACUUGUGUAUUUUGGCUCUCGUGUCAACACUCUCGUAUCUCAGCUUUUAUAAUUAACUUUUCAAAAUAAAAGCAUUAGAAUUAAUGCUUACACAGAUAACAUGGAUAAUGAGGCCAAAUGGUGUCAGGGCAGGUUAUUGUGAUAAAUUUCAAAUUCAAACGCACAUUUCUCAAUAACAAAGAUACUACAUGCUUCUGGUAAUGGACUCGUUGGACCCACAUGUAGACCUUGUGCUAAAUUCGCUUGUGGCAAAUUACAUCACCACCUCCUAUACUUUGUAAUAUCUAUGGUAUGUGCAGAUUAUCAGGUUGUUUUCAAGUGUCUGAACAAAAAUGCAGACAUUGAAAAACACCCUGGAUCCAAAGUAAAUGUGUUUGGUAAUAUUUACUCAAUUUAGAAGCUAAUGAAAGAAGCAGUCUAAGGAAAACCGCUUCUCUGUAGUAGUUAUUUCAAACCACAAAAUAUGGUCAUAUCAUCAGUCUUUUAGACACAAGCACACUUGUGUACUAUGUCUUCAUUACUAACAGAUUUAUUUUGUGGUUUAAAUUGAUAAGUGCCAAUUUGAUGUCAUCCUUCAGCUGCAUCCAAAGUGUUCCUCUCUGUCAGACCUAACAAAAAAAUAUACAGACAUCUAAGGAUUUUCCUACAAAAUCUUGCCCAGGACAUUUUAAAUUAAUCUAGUGUUUAAGUUAUUACACUGUUGUUACAUUGUGUGCUUUCUCUAAGAUGACAAACAAGCAAGUCAAUAAACGGUGUAUUGUAUCAAAA